This is a messenger RNA of Exserohilum turcica Et28A, 333 nucleotides long. RefSeq lists its product as uncharacterized. Gene Ontology annotation, molecular function: ubiquitin protein ligase activity. The annotation marks the transcript as partial. Gene Ontology annotation, biological process: protein ubiquitination; ubiquitin-dependent protein catabolic process. Lineage: Eukaryota; Fungi; Ascomycota; Dothideomycetes; Pleosporales; Pleosporaceae. The record is from RefSeq and is a predicted model, not a curated record. The transcript has a single exon.
ACAGAAAUGCACAACAUCCGUCUGGAUUUCGAACAGGAACUCGCUCGUAUGCGCGCUGCUCGUCCGCCCUCGCCGCCGCUCGUCUCGCUCGAUAACCAGCCAGAUCGGCCGGCGCCAAAGUCGGAAGAGGAAAUGACAAAGGUGCUGGCUUGCCAGGUGUGCUAUCAGCAGUUGGCCGACAUUGCCGUGCUACCGUGCGGUCACAUGGUCAUGUGCCAGUGGUGCGCAGAUGUCGUGGUGCCCAUUCGCCACGGACAUAUACCGCUGCGGCCGACAAAGUGUCCCAUGUGCAGGAAGCAGGUCAAGCAGAGAUUUAAGAUUCACACGGGAUGA